UCUUCCAGCGCGAGCAUCUCUAAAUUACAGCAGGAGGCGACGACGAGAGCCUUUUCUUUUUUUUUUUUUUUUUUUUUUUUUUUUUUGUAUCUCCACCGGUGUCCAAACAGCACUCCACAUCCCUGACCGCGUUACAAUAACUCUCCGGAGACAGCCAGCAGGCGUCAGGUGUAGAAGCGUCUUCCAGUGCGGCUGGAAAACAUGCCACUGUUAUUGUUUCUCCUCUGCUCCCUUGUUCAGACAAACGCAUGGGCAACAUGUGGAACCAACCAGUUCCAGUGUGGGAACGGGAAAUGCAUCACGGUCAGAUGGGUGUGUGACGGCACAGACGACUGCGGAGACGGCACCGAUGAACUUCCUGGUACCUGCAUGGCCAAAACGUGUAGGCCGACAGAGUUCAGCUGCGCGGAUCGCCUGAACCAGUGCAUACCGAGCACCUGGCGCUGUGAUGGAAAAUCUGACUGCGAGAAUGGAGCUGAUGAAGAGAGCUGUGCACAGAAGCGGUGCACGGACGGCGAGUUCCGCUGCGGGAGUGGCCAGUGCGUGUCGUCCUCCUUCGUGUGCGAUGACGAGACGGACUGCGACGACGGCAGCGACGAGGCCUCCUGCCCGCCCGUCACGUGCAGUGCUGCGUCCUUCCAGUGCAACAACAGCGUCUGCGUACCCCGCCUGUGGGCCUGCGACGGUGAUACCGACUGCUCCGAUGGCUCCGACGAGUGGCCCCAGAACUGCGGCACGACGGCGCCCGACUCUGCUCCCGCUCAUGAGUGCUCAUCCCUGGAGUUCCGAUGCAGCGGCAGUGGGGAGUGCAUCCACAGCAGCUGGAAGUGCGACGGUGGAGCCGACUGCUCCGAUCGAUCAGACGAAGCCGACUGUGUACAUUCCACCUGCCGCCCCGAUGAGUUCGAAUGCGGCGAUGGCACUUGCAUCCACGGCAGCCACCAGUGCAACCAUCAGUACGACUGCCUGGACAUGAGCGACGAAACGGGCUGCGUCAAUGCGACCCACUGUGAUGGCCCGAGCAGGUUCAAGUGCCGCAGUGGGGAAUGCAUAAGCAUGGAGAAGGUGUGUGACAGGCAGCGUGAUUGCAGGGAUUGGUCAGAUGAGCCUCUUAGGGAUUGUGGCUCCAACGAGUGCCUGUACAACAACGGCGGCUGCUCUCAUAUUUGCAAUGACCUGAAGAUCGGCUACGAGUGCCUGUGUCCCGCUGGGUAUCGUCUGCUUGAGAAAAAGCACUGUGAAGAUAUCGACGAGUGCGCCAACCCUGACACCUGCAGCCAGAUUUGCAUCAACCAGAUCGGCAGUUACAAAUGCCAGUGCGAGGAGGGUUACCAAGUCGACCCAGCAACCAAAGCCUGCAAGGCCAUCGGUACAAUAGCCUACCUUUACUUCACCAACCGCCAUGAAGUCAGAAAGAUGACUUUGGACAAAAGUGAGUACACCAGAGUAAUCCCACGUCUAAAGAACGCUGUGGCUCUGGACAUGAACAUGGCCGCCAAAGAGAUCUACUGGUCGGACAUCUCCCAGAAGAAGAUCUACAGAGCUCCGGUGGACUCGGCCGAAGACCCCGCUCAGCACAGCGUGGUGAUCGGCAGCGACAUUGAGGCUCCGGAAGGCAUCGCUUUCGACUGGAUCCACGGUAACCUGUACUGGACCGACAGCAUUCGCAGCACCAUCUCCGUCGUAACUGCUGACGGCGGCCGCCGCAAGACUCUCUUCCACCAAGACUUGUCCAAACCUCGCGCUAUUGUGCUCGACUCCCACAGCAACUUCAUGUACUGGACUGACUGGGGGAAUCCCGCUAAGAUUGAGAAGGCGGGUCUUAACGGAGUAGACCGCACCGCUCUGGUCACUGACAACAUUGAGUGGCCAAAUGGAAUUACACUUGACCUGUUGAACCAGCGGCUCUACUGGGUGGACUCUAAGCUGCACACCCUCUCCAGUAUCGACGCGCAGGGCGGUGGCCGACGCACCCUCAUCAUCGACGAACACAAGCUGGCUCACCCACUGAGCCUCACUUUGUUUGAGGAGAGAGUGUUCUGGACAGACGCCAGUAACAAUGCCAUCUUCAGUGCGAACAGGCUGACGGGUGAUGACAUCACACCAGUGGCAGAGCACCUCUCAUCACCGGAUGACAUUAUUCUCUACCAUAACCUCAAACAACCCGCUGGGAGGGAUUGGUGCCAGGUAUCCGGCUGUGAAUUCUUGUGCCUGGCAGCUCCUCAAGUGGGUAGACAUCCCCCCAAAUACACCUGUGUCUGUCCAGAUAACAUGAUGUUAGCCAGGGAUAUGAGGACAUGUGUACCUGCUGUGCCAACACCUGCAGCUCCCGUGCAGCCUCAAGUGCCAGAUACCGACCCCCCUCCUCAGCCACCUGAGCCAUCCAGCACCACACCUAAGCCCCGUGUCCACACCACACCGAAGCCCCAGGUCCACACCACACCUAAGCCCCAGGUCCACACCACACCGAAGCCCCAGGUCCGUACCACCACAGUGCCCAUAGUUAUCACCAGCACUGCGGCCAGGCCAGUGCCACGCAGCACCAAGCCUCCUGUAAGGACCACCACACCUGAACCAAGGACCCCGUCACCCCAGCCGGCAAACCCUAAAAUACCCAAGACCACCACGGGGGCUCCGGUCACCUCUCCAGAUUUCAGACAUGGCUUUGCUGCAGCUGUCCCCAACACUGCCUCGCCUGCCCCGAUAGCUCUGUAUAUUGCAUUGCCUCUGGCGAUCGUUUGCCUGGUGGCUGUUGGUGGCGUGCUGCUGUGGAGGAACUACAGGCUGAAGAACACCAACACCAUUCACUUUGACAACCCUGUCUAUCAGAAAACCACCGAGGACCAAGUGCACAUUUGGAGGAGCCACAGCCCUGACGGUUACUCCUACCCAAAAAGACAAGUUGUGAGCUUGGAUGAAGAGGCAGACAAUCCAACCUUCACAGAAAACUGAAGAAAUGUCGGAGUGGAAAGAAGAGCCUCAAUGAUAAGCUACCUUGGAUGUCCUUUUUGUAUGUUUUAUUUUUACCUCACACAGCACAAAGAUAUGGAAGUCAAAGCCAGGAUCAGAACCACUAUAUCCUCACAGACAGCAAGCGCUCUACAGUAGGAAACAAACAGGGAGAAACAUUAUUUUCAGGUUGCAGUUUUUUCCCCCAUUAGGUUGACAAUCCAUUAACCAAAUCAUACCAAAUCAGCAGUUGAUGGAUUCCUCAAUCGAAUGUGUUUUUUUUACCCGUUAUCCCGUAAGUGUGACUCUGAUGAUGCAGCUACAGAACUGUGUCACUGACACACAAUGUCUUGUUUUUCAUGCAUCACUGAGCUCAUUUCUUAUAAUUCCCUCUAAUGUGUGUAAGGUACACACACGAGUCUUGUAAAUAUGACUUAUUUGCUUUUUUUUGGGCCACUCAUAUCUGUGUGGUAAAUAUAAAGCUACCACAAGCAGAUGGUUGGCUUAGAUUAGCUGAUAGACUGUAAGCAGUGGGGAAACAGCUAGCUAGCAUGUGAGAAUUGUAGUUUUUACGCUUUUUUGCUGAGGUGUUUUUUUGCACAGAAUAAAUAAACGAGAUAUAACAUGUUUAUUAGGGAACUGUAGAGAUGCUGGUUGGCAGAUUGUAUCACUUUUGGACAGAGCCAGGCUAGCUGUUUACCCUUGUUUUUGUGCUAAGCUAAGCUAACCAGCAGCUGGCUUCAUUCACAGAUUUAACAAACAGAUACGAGAGUAGUAUCAAUCUUCUUAUCCAACUCUCCACAAGAAGGCAAAUAAGUGUAUUCCCCACAUUUUUUUACAACUCCUUAAAUGAUGAAGCUUGAGCCAGGAGGCGAUUAACUCACCUUAGCAGUAGGACUUGUUGCUUAUACUCUUUCGUUUUCUGUACGGACCAACAAACAGCAUUUAGUGAGCUUCAGAGGUGGAUUUUGUUAGCUGUGCACAGAGCCAGGCUAGCUGUUUACCUCUUUUUCCAGUCUUUAUGCUAAGCUAAACCAAGCUAAGCUAAUCUAAACUAAGAGCGCGGAAUCAAUCUUUUCAUUGAACUGUCCUGCCGGGAAGGCAAAUAUAUUUCCUCAAAUGUCUCUUUGUUUGUCUGGAACAAGAAAACUAGAACAUGACAAACACAACACGAGAGCGGAUUCAGAGUUGAGCAAACAGAAGGAGAAUAUCAGCUGAUACUAGCGACAAAUCUCCGAGCCAGUUCAACCAGUGUGACCUUGAUAAGUCUCAAUAACUUUGACUUUAACACCAGUCUUUGCCUCAGUAGUACAGCGAAAAUAUCACCCAAAGUGACCUAAAGACAAUGCUUCUUUGUUAGCCACAAAGAAUGCACACUCUGUCAGUGCCUUGAUCUACACUGUGCUCUGUGAUCGCCCUCAGACUUCACAUACCACAAUGUGGUCACAACACAACGUUCCUCAGCACCUGUCUUGUUGUUUUGAGAGUUCUUCCGAACACUUUUUCAGCAUUCUCUUGAUUUGUGAUCAUCUGUUAAAUUUUCCACCCCUAUGCCCCUCUGGGGGGGGGGACUAGUGCAUUCCUCGAAAGACUAAAAGGCUUUGCUGCAACCACAUGUUUACAGUGGGGCCGUGUCUUAUGCUCCGUGCCGUGGCACGUGUACAUUUACAACCUCCCUCAGGACCACAUCUUGAACUUGCCUCCAGCAUUCCUGACGAAAGAAAGCCAUGUGCCCUAUCGUGGUUUUAAAAACACAGUUUUCACCAGCUUUUUAAGCUCCUUCACUUCAUCGCUGACAAAUGUGUGCCUUUUAUGCCAUAUUAUGUUCACAUAUUCAUGUCGGUGCUAUUGAACUCAGUGGAUUUGUAUAAUAUCCUCAUCUGUUUACAGUGCAUUAAUCGAGGAAUGUGUGAGUGUUACAUUCAGGUUAUUGUAUUGUAUCAAAGCGCUUGCACACUACUUGUCAUCAUUCACUGAGGGAAGGGGUACAUGCCACCUGCCCAUCAGACUAUCUACAUUCACACCGUAGGUUCAGCUACGGGAGCAAUUCUGUGGUUAAGUGUCUCGCUCCAGGACACAUCGACAUGCGACUAGCAGUGGGGAUCGAACCGCCGAUUCCUCUGAUUGAAGGACGACCCCGCUCUCCACUUAGUCACAGCCACCAUGUGAUGUGGAUUAAUUAAUGGAUUCAUAGAAGUCUUUCCCAAGUGAAGCUGUAUAUAGUGUCGUUUCACAGUCACCGACUCACAGUGCAGAUUAAGUGUAUAAAUAUAGUGUUCAUAAAUGUAAAUAUUUGUUCUUAACUGUUUUUUUUGUU
Anarrhichthys ocellatus (wolf-eel) is the source of this 5266-nucleotide messenger RNA. It is a transcript of the gene ldlra, whose product is annotated as low density lipoprotein receptor a. NCBI's taxonomy places the organism in Eukaryota, Metazoa, Chordata, Actinopteri, Perciformes, Anarhichadidae. Gene Ontology annotation, biological process: receptor-mediated endocytosis. The coding region runs from base 202 to 2952 and encodes 916 amino acids. The record is from RefSeq and is a predicted model, not a curated record. Gene Ontology annotation, molecular function: hormone binding; calcium ion binding; protein binding. Gene Ontology annotation, cellular component: signaling receptor complex; apical plasma membrane; plasma membrane. The transcript has 18 exons.